GGCAGCUGUAAACCUAGCUCAAACAGUUGGUGCAAAUCUCAAGAAAAACUCCCAGUGCAUGUAGAGGAUGCUUUAUCCUAUCUGGAUCAGGUAAAAAUUCGAUUUGGCAGUGAUCCAGCUACAUACAAUGGAUUUCUAGAAAUAAUGAAGGAGUUUAAAUCUCAGAGCAUUGACACUCCAGGGGUCAUCCGCCGUGUUUCCCAGCUAUUCCAUGACCAUCCAGAUUUAAUGCUGGGCUUUAAUGCUUUUUUACCGCUUGGCUAUAAAAUUGAGCUUCCAAAAAAUGGUAAAGUGGUGGUACAGACAUCACUGGCCAGUCCGGUUCCUUCUGAUGCAGCCACAAGCAUUUUGCCAAAUACUCGUGUUGCAGUUCCUCCUGUGCCUGAAAACUCACACAGUGAGGUGGUGGAAGAGCCACGGCUUCAGGAUAAAGAGAAAACACAGGCUCCUCCUGAGUCUGACUCGUUAGAGUUUCAUAAUGCUAUCAGUUAUGUCAAUAAAAUUAAAACUCGAUUCCUGGACCGGCCUGAGAUCUACAGAUCUUUCUUAGAAAUCCUUCACACUUAUCAGAAGGAUCAGCUAAAUCCAAAAGGACGCCCAUUUCGUGGUAUGUCGGAGGAAGAGGUGUUCACGGAAGUGGCCAGCUUAUUUCGUGGACAGGAAGAUUUACUUUCUGAAUUUGGCCAGUUCCUUCCUGAGGCAAAGAGAUCACUGUUCACUGGAAACGGUACAUGUGAUCUUAGUGCCAGGAAGCUUGAUUACCAGAGAAACCUAGAACAAAGCCGAAAACGAUCCAGAUCUCUUUUGUUACGCCCCAUGUCUUGUCCGUCUAAGAAAAAGAUGAAGAUGAGAAAGUCUAAGGACCAGUCAGUGGCAAGUGUUGGCAAAUACGGGACGCUACAGGAAUUCUCUUUCUUCAAUAAGGUGCGCCGAGUACUAAAAAGCCAGGAAGUCUAUGAGAAUUUUUUGCGAUGCAUUGCACUAUUUAACCAGGAGCUGGUAUCUGGUUCAGAGCUGCUGCAGUUGGUUACACCUUUCUUGGGGAAGUUCCCUGAGCUCUUUGCUCAAUUUAAAUCUUUCUUGGGUGUUAAAGAGCUUUCUUUUGCCUCACCGGUAACCAGUGACCGGUCUAAUGAAGGAAUAGGGAGGGAAAUUGAUUACGCCUCCUGUAAACGCAUUGGUUCCAGCUACAGAGCGCUUCCUAAGACUUAUCAGCAGCCGAAAUGCAGUGGAAGGACUGCUGUCUGCAAAGAGGUGUUAAAUGACACUUGGGUGUCCUUUCCUGCAUGGUCUGAGGACUCUACUUUUGUCAGUUCUAAGAAGACCCCAUAUGAAGAGCAGCUUCACCGUUGUGAAGAUGAGAGGUUUGAGCUUGAUGUUGUAUUGGAAACAAAUUUGGCAACAAUCCGUGUCCUGGAGAGUGUUCAAAAGAAACUUUCUCGCAUGUCUGCAGAAGAUCAGGAAAAGUUUCGGCUAGAUGACUGCUUGGGUGGAACAUCUGAAGUCAUUCAGCGGCGGGCCAUCUACCGCAUAUAUGGGGACAAAGCUCCAGAUAUCAUUGAAAGCCUCAAGAAAAACCCAGUCACUGCAGUACCUGUUGUGUUAAAGAGAUUAAAAGCAAAAGAAGAGGAGUGGAGAGAAGCUCAGCAAGGAUUUAAUAAGACUUGGCGAGAACAGUAUGAAAGAGCGUACCUGAAAUCUCUUGAUCACCAGGCUGUUAACUUUAAGCAGAAUGACACAAAGGCUCUUCGCUCAAAGAGUCUGCUAAAUGAAAUUGAGAGUGUCUAUGAUGAGCACCAGGAACAACAUCCUGACGCAAGGCCAAAUGCAUCCAGUGGUCCACAUCUCAUUUAUACCUAUGAGGACUGGCAGAUUCUGGAAGAUGCUGCAUCUUUGGUUAGCUACUAUGUGAAACGACAACCUGCUAUUCAGAAGGAAGAUAAAGACACUAUCCGACAAAUCUUACAUCAGUUUAUCCCUGAACUGUUUUUCUCCCCCUCCACUUCUACAUUUCAGUCCUUACUUGGCUCCAACACUGAGGAUACCCCUACAGAGACAGUCCCAGACCCUUCUGUAACAGAACUUCCUGAACGCCGCAGAAAAGCGGCAAAUCCUGGAGUGCCUCAGGAACCCACUACCCCAACACGCUCUCCCCCAGAACCACCUCCUAAGACAACAGAGGAGAUGUACAGCUUGCUCUUUGCUAAUAAUAACUGGUAUUUCUUUCUUCGGCUUCACCACACACUGUGCUCUCGGCUCCUGAGGAUCUAUAGGCAGGCGCAGAUCCAGUUGCACGAGUAUAGGACUGAAAAGGAGCGUGAAAAACUGCUGUGUGACGGCAGGAAAGAAAAGUCUAAUGGGCCUGCCAUGGAGCUCCGACUCAAGCAACCCAGCGAGGUUGAAUUAGAAGAAUACUACCCUGCAUUCCUAGACAUGGUAAGAAACCUUCUUGUUGGAAAUCUGGACCCUACCCAUUAUGAAGACACACUACGGGAGAUGUUCACUAUACAUGCUUAUAUUGGCUUCACGAUGGACAAGCUGGUUCAGAACAUCACACGACAGCUCCAUCAUUUAGUAAGCGACGAGAUCUGCUUGAAGGUAGUGGAACUGUACCUGAGUGAGAAAAAAAAAGGAGCAGCAGGGGGCAGUCUAAUCACCCAGUGUGUCCGUGCUGCGCAAGAAACGAGUUAUCAGUGGAAAGCAGAGCAUUGCAUGGCAGAUGAGAAUUGUUUCAAGAUAAUGUUCUUGCAAAGACAGGGCCAAGUGAUCAUGACGAUUGAGCUGCUUGACACAGAAGAUGUUCAGACAGAAGACCCCACUGAGGUGCAGCACCUAUCCAAUUAUGUGGAGCAGUAUAUUAAUGUACAAGGUGAACAGAAUGGUCAAAAUGAAGGAUUUUUGUUGAAGCCAGUAUUUUUACAGAGAAAUAUCAGAAAUUUUCACAGAUGGCAGUGCAGGACAAUGCGAAUGAUGAAAGAUGAAGUUAAGAGCUCAUGGAAAAGAUUAAUGGGAGUGGAAAGUGCUAGCAAUAUGGAUUGUCGCUUCAGGCUCAACAGCCACAAGAUGAUGUUCAUCAUCAACUCUGAAGAUUACAUGUACCGCUGGGGGACACUGACAAGAGCCAAAGAGUUCCAGCCCAUGGUCUUCCAGAAGCACCAUGAGAGAUUUGCUACCUGGCACAACAGCUGGUUGCAGGAGAAUGUCAGUUCCAGAGCAUCUGACCUGGUGCAAGAUUGGUUGACUGGUGAAGAAGAUGAAGAAAUGGUUCCUUGCAAGACUGUAUGUGAAAUUUCCGAGAUCCAUGGCAUGACAGUUACAAGAUAUCGAGUGCAGUACACACGCAGAGCGUCCUCCCCCCUGACAUCUGUUCACAGCUCCCCCUAA
Messenger RNA from Staurois parvus, 3384 nucleotides. NCBI's taxonomy places the organism in Eukaryota, Metazoa, Chordata, Amphibia, Anura, Ranidae. The record is from the annotation of a GenBank genome assembly.